AUACAAUCGAUUAUUUGACUAUCGAUAUAUAUGUGUGUGCACACACUGUUUCACACAUCACAAGCAAACACAUUUUUUGAUUUAUUGAAAUUUUGAAGAUUUUUUUCUUCGAAAUUGUGAUGAAAAAAGCCAAUUUUUCCCGAAUAAACGAAUAAUUUGAAAAAAUGAUAACGGAAGCAGAAAAUGUGGCCGAUUAUGUCCCAUCAUUCUAUUAUCUAUUUACAUUGUUGCCGAUUUUUCUUGUGAUAACAACACCGACAGUAGCCGGUUCUAUUGUAACGGCAACUGGUAUUGGAUCAUCAUCGAAUCUAUUACAAAAUCAAUAUAUUAUCUAUCGUGUACAUCAGAUCGAUAUGCCUUAUGGUCAUUUUGGUUCACGUAGUUCAACAUUCAAUCUUGAAGCAUUAACUCCGGAUCAAUUAUUAUCGGAUAUUUUCAUACGUAAAUGUGCAUUAUUCAAAUGGAGAGAUUUAUUCCGGAAAAAUUUUCACGAUAUUUUUAUCAAAAAAAUUCUACAAGAAUCAUUAGUUGCUGCAGUGUUGAUUAUAUAUGAUGAUGAUAUCAUUAAUAUAAAUAAACCAUUGACAAUGGAUGAGCUAAAUAAAUGGCAAAAUAUUGAAAAACGAUUAAUGACAAAUGAAACUUUAUUGCCAAUUUAUUUUAUUCAAGAAAAUAAUGAUAUCAACAGAUUAUAUGAAGAAUUAAUGGAAUCAUCAUCAUCAUCAGCUGAAAAUAACAGCAAUAAACAACGUGAAUCAUCAUUAGGUUCAAAGACAUCUGCGGCUGAAAUGAUUUUACAGAAAAUAUUUUUCGAUAGCUAUCAAUUUGUUGUGAAUGGACCACCGAUUACAGUAAUCAAUAAUCCGAUUGUAACAAAUUUUCAAACCAAAUUAAUUGGUGCCGGUAUUGAAGAUCAAAUACCAACAUAUGUAAUUGUUUCACAUUAUGAUAGUUAUUCAAUAAUCCCGGCUCUAACGAAUGGUGCCGAUUCCAAUGCUAGUGGUGUGAUCAUAUUUCUAGAAUUGAUGAGAUUAUUUUCAAAACUUUAUUCAAACAUAAAAACUCGUCCGAAAGCAAAUCUAGUGUUUUUAUUGUCUGGUGGUGGUAAAUUGAAUUAUUUUGACAAAAAAUGGUUGGAUGAUAAUUUUGAUUCAUCAAGAUCAUCAAAUGGCGAUUCAUCAUUAGAUAAUAUACAAUUUGCUUUCUGUCUGGAAUCAUUGGCCGAUACAAUGAAUGAAAAUAGUCUAUUCAUGUAUGUAUCGAAACCACCGAAAUCUGGAACACAAGCAUCAUUCUGGAAUAAUCUACAAGAGAUAUCAAGUGAUUAUCCACAAAUAAAUACAACACUUAUUCAUAAGAAAAUUAAUCUAGCCGAAGAUUAUUUAUACUGGGAACAUGAACGUUUUAGUCUGAAACGAAUAUCUGCAUUCACAUUGACAUCAUUAUCAACAUCGAAGAUUAUUCAACGUCGAACAAUGAUUGAUGCCAUACAACAAAAUGAUGAACAACAACGAUUAAAUCAUAUUGAAAAUUAUAUCAACAUUAUUGGCGAAUCAUUGGCCCGUCAAUUAUACGGUCCAAUCAAAGAGAAUCUUUUAUCCGGUGAAUAUUCCGUAUCACGACAAUUUAUUCAAUCAAUUUCGAAACAAUUACAUAAUGUUCCACGUACACAGAAUCUAUUGUUUACAACACAAAAAGAUGCACAAAAUUAUCAAUUACCACCAUUGUUGAAAACCAUACAAAUGAUGAUGAAAAAAUAUUCCGAUGGUAAUGUACGUACAUUACAUUAUAAAGUUGAUUCGAAAAAUCCGGAAUUUGUUUUCUAUGAACCGGUCGAAACACGCUUAUUCAUUUACAAAACAAAACCAGCCAUAUUUGAUCUGUUCAUAACGAUGAUCGUCGCUAUUUAUCUGUUUGCCUUUUUUCUUGUCAUCAAGUAUUACAAUCAUUUAAUUUCAUUGACAAGGAUUUUGACAAUGGUAACAACAACAUCGAUGGCUAAAGAAAAGGCCCAUUCAUCGUGACUGAAAUCAAUUUUUCGUUGUGCAAAUAAAUAAAUAAGCGAAUUUAUUCAUAAACAAUUCGUCACAUUGUCAUCAUAAUAGUCUGUUUGUUUGUAUAUGUAGCCAAGAUGAUAUAUAUUGUAUCAUGUAGAAUCUAUAUAUAAUAAAAAGAAUUUUACAAUCCUGA
Molecule: messenger RNA, 2190 nt
Organism: Dermatophagoides farinae (American house dust mite)
Lineage: Eukaryota; Metazoa; Arthropoda; Arachnida; Sarcoptiformes; Pyroglyphidae
Product: BOS complex subunit NCLN
Biological process (GO): regulation of signal transduction
Cellular component (GO): membrane
Source: RefSeq, a predicted model, not a curated record